Molecule: messenger RNA, 886 nt
Organism: Fusarium odoratissimum NRRL 54006
Lineage: Eukaryota; Fungi; Ascomycota; Sordariomycetes; Hypocreales; Nectriaceae
Exons: 1
Coding region: 99-752 (217 amino acids)
Source: RefSeq, a predicted model, not a curated record
CUCCUCUUUGGUGCCCAAGAGCGAUUAUAAUCUAACUUCAUCUUUAAAUAUUCAGUAGACUCGGCAUAUCUCUCCAGAAUAUUACACUAGUCAGCAACAUGCUUUCAUUCUUGAGAUCGUCAGGGCCAGCGCGCACUCAAAAUGCCCAGAACAACCCAAUUCUAUACGAAGGCGGCAAGUCUUCCGUCACCUUCUCGGGACCAGGCUCAAAAUACAUCAUGACCCAUCGAAUCCCACCAACAGAUAAAGAAAAUGGUGUUUCAAUCAUCGCCCCGCCAUUUCAUUAUCAUAUCUACCAAGAUGAAUUCUUCCGCGUCCAGUCCGGCAAAGGGAACUUCUACCGCGGCCUUGACCCAAAGCCUUUUGCCGUCCUGUCCGACGACCCAGAUGGUCAAGUUACAGCGUCAGUGAAGGCUGGAUACUUUCACCGCUUUGAAAAUGCAGCCGAAGACAGAGAUCUCGUGGUGGAUAUUCAUCUGACUCCAGAAUCAUAUGAGAACGAACAGCAGUUCUUUAGAAACUUCUUCGGGUACUUGGAUGAUUGUAAAGCGUCGGGUAGUGCACCUAGUAUUUUUCAGCUACUCGUCUUUCUUCAUAGCGCCGAUACUCCAUUGGUAAUUCCGAUUCCCUGGGAAUUCUUGGGCCGGGUGGUCAGUCGGAUCUUGCUUACAACUGCCGCCUACUGGGGAAGAUUUGUGCUAGGCUACAAGCAGACGUAUCCGGAAUACUAUGAUGCAAAGAAGACGAUAUAACAGGAAUUCCAAUCAAGACGAUUUGUAUGUAAGAUAUCCAAUUUGAUAUAUGAUUUAUCUUUCAAUUUGAACAGGGCUCAAGCAGCUACACCUACAAUGUCUGCCUCCUGCUUGACAUCAUCUUCCUUCCUCAA